This is a messenger RNA of Pristis pectinata (smalltooth sawfish), 4257 nucleotides long. RefSeq names its product THAP domain-containing protein 5-like. The transcript has 4 exons. Lineage: Eukaryota; Metazoa; Chordata; Chondrichthyes; Rhinopristiformes; Pristidae. The record is from RefSeq and is a predicted model, not a curated record. Bases 238 to 1641 code for a protein of 467 amino acids.
GAGGGGGGGUCGGCGGCGAGGGCGCGCGUGGGCGCGCGCUGCUGGAGUGCGGCCGUCGGUUUGAAUUUGAAUUUGAACUUGAAGGGGAAGCCGUUGCGGGGCCGCGGGCCGUGCCAGGGCCAUGCCCAAGAACUGCGCGGUGACCGAGUGUUGGCGGCACGCAGGGCAGCUGGCGGCGGACAACCGGAAGAUCAGCUUCUAUAAGUUUCCAUCGAAUGACAAAGAAAGACUCGCACAAUGGCUUUCAAAUAUGAAAAGGGAGAAAUGGGUUCCAUCCCAGUACAGUACAUCUGCAGUGAACAUUUACUCCUGAAAGCUUUGAAUGGAGGGUGGGGGACACGAUACUUGAAGGCAGAUGCUGUACCUACAAUUUUUUCUUUCCCGGAGCAGCCUACGCAGAAAAGGAGAGCAGUUGCUCGAUCAAAUGGAAAUAAACGGCAAAAAAAGAGGUUGGAAGCUCAAAGCAAUGAAGAAGAACCAUUGCAGCAAAAGCAAACUGUUCCAGUUCAAUCUCCUGCAUUGACCGAGCCGAAUGCACUUACCGUCCUAACUCUGCCAACAGAAUCAACUUGUUUAACAGAGGCAGCUGCAUCAACUUCAGUAACUGAAUUUGAUAAGGUUAUUAUAUCCUCUGUAGAUCCAUGUGAUGAAUCUAUAUCUGAAACAAUCACACCAUCUACCACAUCUUUACCAAGUGUGGCAGCAAACUCCUUUGGCUCACUACAGAUAGCCAAAGAUGGACCAUCUCAAACUUUACUCGAAGAGCAAUCAGUGUUACCAUUUGAAAAUGUUGCAGCUAUUGAAACAGUUCAACUUGCAUCAACAUUGGCAUCAAUUGAUACUGUAGGAGCUACUGCAAUGAUGCCAUCUGUCGAAACUUUACAGUUUACACCAAUGCAGGCAUGUGAUGAACCAGAAUCAACGUUUACAUCGAUAGAAAUUGUACUACCAGCACAAGACCAACAAGACAUUGAAACAUUGUCAUCCUUCCAACAAGAGCCUCCAACACCAGUCCUAUCUACCAUUGCAACGCCUGCCUUUGAGAAUGUAACUGCUUUAGCGGUAGAGUCAACUUCCCAAGUGUUAUCGCCCACUAACCUGUCUUCUCAGACAUCACAUUUACUGACUGCGGCAACUGAGCCUUUGAAAUCCGUGUCUGCUUUCGAAACAGUGUUGACCUUACCCUCUACACUCAUUGUGCCAAUUAUGUCAACUCUGCCAGUUGUCCAAAGCCAUGCAGCUAUACCUCCUGAGCCAAUCAUUGCAGCAGUAGAAACAGUUAUGACCACACAAAGUGAUACACAGGAAGUACAGGGUGAACAUUCGUACUACAAAAAUGACCUCACCAUUGAACAACUUGAAGAGAUUGUUGCUAGCCUGCAGAAAAAAGUGAAAGUUAUACAGCAGCGAGAGAGGAGGAAUUCAGCCCGGCUAAAAGCCAUGGAAAAUCUUGUGAACCAACUGAAAAAGGAAAAUGUUAUAUCAGAGGAGAAGUUGAAAAUAAUGGAGAUGACCUGCUCACAGACAACUGCUCAGGUGAUGAAUACCUCCAGUACUGUCACAGUCACUUGUGAAGAUAAUGGCAAUAUAAUUUACACACUUCAACAGCCACCAAUUGAAGAAUGUGAUCAUGUUCUUUGAAGAUGUUCAGCUUCAAGAAUAAUUGCUUACUAAUCACUGCAACGGUUAUUGUGUGUUUGUUCAUGAAAAAAUAUUUUUUUAAAUGAAAGAUUAAAUUAUGUUUUAUUUCUACCAUUUCUCUGUUAUCAGCUUUCCUCAAUCCAGUUGCAGUGAUGAUCUUGACUAGAUGGAGUUUAAUGUGCAUGAAUGUUCAUAAACUUAAGAAAUUUUUGAGUCUUGCGAGGCCCUUGCGCUCUUUAUCCUCCUUGUGAUCGCUAUGUUUAUAACAGUUCUGAGAGCUAUAAUUCUCCAACUUGAAAACUUGUCUCAUUCUAUGGAAAAACAAGCUAUUUAUUCUGUUGAAUUGCUUGUUCCUACCAUUUAAAAUUCUGCAUAGCUUACUUUGGUUUGCCAGUUUUUUUUCCUUUGCUCUUCGGCUAAUGGUCUGGACUUCUUACUGGUGCUCACUCAUAUGUGAGCCUUAGUGAUGAGUAUUUUUAACCUGAUGGUUACAAUUAAUUACUUUCACUGAGGGACAGUUUUCCAGGACAUGGAAGGUUUGAAGUAGGUAAUAUAGCUGCAUCAGGAAAUGAUUAGUGUGUUCUUGGAUGGAGAUGAGAUCAAAAAAAUCUGUAAGAAGAAGAAUGCUCUUUUGCCGUUACUGUCAGCUAUGCUUCAGUGGUACCAUUCUCAGCCUAGUCAGAAGGUUGUGGAUCUGGGUCCCAUCCAAUAAACUUGAGUAUAUGUUGACACCCAAUGCUGCACUAUUGCAGAUAGUCUCUUGGGUGUAAUGUUAAUGCCACCUUCUCAGAUGCAGGUAAAACAUUAGAUGGCACUUUUUGAAAUAGAGCUGAGGAUUUCUUCCUGGCAUCCUGGAUAAUUUUUAUCCAAAAUGUGGAACAUUGUGUUCAAGUUAUUUAAGAUGAUUCCUAGAUUACACAAAUUAUACUGCCAAAACAAAGCACUAAAUUGACUGUAAAAUACUGAAGAUCAUUGUGCAUUUGUGAGACAUUUGUGGCUAUGUUUGCUCCAGACUGUUAAUAUUUUAUAUCUAACUAAGGAGAGUUAAAUAUCUCAGAAUCAAAAUCAGAAUCAUAUUUAUUACAAUUCAGGCAGGUUGCUACAGUAAUUCGUAGGGUGGGGAGGUGAAGAGAAUUAUUCUGAAUGGUAUUCAGUCCUUUCCUUAGAAAGGCAAGAAUAAGCUUGACUAUAGAGCUCCCCAGUUGAUGAAUAGUCAUCAUUUUCACUGUUCAGAUUAUCACAUACUUGCACCUGAAGCAAUAGCAGGAACAGUAGGAGAGGAAGUAAUUGAGAACAUGAAAGAAAUCAUGUUAUCUGGAAGCUAUUAGGCAAAGCAUUCCAGCACAAAAUAAAUGCAGAAACAUGUGUUAUAUUAUAAUGUAAGCAUUUGGAUAUUUAAUGAUUUCACUAAAUCUUGUGAGGUAAGAAAUGGUAUUUCAAUCAGUCUUGACUGAAUUGUCUUCUGAGUCGGAAGAUCAAAGUACGGACAGAAUUCUGUUUUGAUGGAAGAGCUGUCUUUCAGGUGCAUCAUUAAACUAGGACUCUGACUGACUUUGAUUGCGAACUUUGACAAGUCCCAUGGUAUUACUUUGAAGAGCAGCAGGGGGUUUAUCACUGAUGUUCUGUCCAAUGUUUAGUCUUCACAUAAUUUAAGAAAAUACAACUGAUCAUUUUCACACCAUUUGUGUGAUUUUGCUGUGUAUUUUGCAGUGUACUGCUGUCGCAAAACAACAAAUUUCACAUCAUCUGUCAGUGAUAAUAAAUUUCAUUCUGAUUCUGAUUCUGAAUUACCUGCCUUGUUUCCCACUUUGCAACAGUGACUGCUUUGAAAACACUGCAUUGGAUGUAAAGUACUUUAUGACGUCCUGAGGUUCAAAUGUGCUAUAAAAAUGUGUGGUGCCUUCUUUUCGCGUAUUCAUAACUGAAUCCAACUUUGUGGCAAUUCAUAUCUUCCCACAAUGGCACUAUCUUCACAUUCAGAGGGAGGAAAAAAAGUCCCAUCUAAGGAAUUAAUUUGUUUUUAGUAAAUAUCAUGUCCAACCUGAAUAAGAGAGCAUUAAGAUUCUAUGUCCUUAAACAGCUGUAUUGAAUUAACAACAUUUUGUUAAGAAAUAUUUAUAUAAUUAAUGCCUUCCGAUAUUCCAAAGCUCUUUACAGCCAGCAUACAGUGAAUUUAAAUGAUUUGUUGCUUUUAAAGUAAACACAUUGUAUACUAUGUGUUUUGCAUUGGUUUUCAAUGUUUUUCUUGAUGACUUGUGCUUUGCUCCCUACAUUUUGGCUGUCAAAUUUUUAGAUGAUUGGCCAAAGUGACAAUUUUGUUCAGCUGCUUUUACUAGGCUGCAUUCUUAAAAAAAAACAAUGUUGGGUUGAGUUUCCCAUAUUUGAUGGCUACUUGUUCACUUUGGAAUUGCUAGUGUUAACUAACAUUUUCUUAAAAUAUGGAAAGGGGAGCUUUAAUUAGGGUAAUACUAGGAAAAUGAGGACAGUGUGCCUGCACAGAGUUUGAGGCAGGACUGCCACCUCUCAGGGCAUUAAAAUUGUACAAUUUGUUGGCUUCCAAAAGCAGAGUAACUCAUUUAAACAAAUCUGUAAUUGCUGCAUCCUAAACGGUGCACA